GUUAUGGUGUUUAAAAAUCCAAUGUAAAAAAAACAAAUGACUCAUACAAUUUGCUCGAUAAAUUUCGAGCAACAAGUGACAUGCAAAGUAUAUUACAAGAUAUUUGUACCAAUCGGGUUAAACCCUUGGUAAAUGUCAACAAUCAUAAUGAUGAUGAAUCGGAUUCUAUGGACGAAUGGGUUGCCUACAAAGAAAAUCUAUUUAUUUCUUCAUCUACAUCUGUUUCGCAACAACAUCAACAUCAACAAUUCAAUGGCAAAAGACGAAAAAGAAAACCGUUAUUGAUGAUGGAUUUGAAAGAAAAUCAAUUUCUUGUCGGUUAUAACCGGAUGGAAAAUAUGAUUGCCAUUACAUUAGUCGAACAGAGUAGACGAUCUACUGAUGAUCGAUCUAAUUGUCUGGCUACUUGUGUUCAGGUAAACGAUUUAAUCGAACUAAACCGUGAUCUAUGUUUAUUAUCUUCAUCUGUCCAAGAAAUACAAAAUCAUUUCGAACCGGUACGUCAGUUAUUGGAACAAUUUUCACUAGGAACUAAUACUACUUUCUACUAUAUACGAUAUCUGUUUGGAUGGACAGCAUCACAAGAGGAUAUAAUUCGACUCGAAUCUGCAAUACGAAAUUAUCUUCAUUGGGUGGCUGAUCAUUGCGGUCUUGAUCUAUUACGUUUGCUACUGUUCGAUCGGCAACAACUUGAAGAUUGUGAAGAAAACGUUCAACAAUUGCGAUUACAAAGUUACGAAAUGCCGGUCGAAAAAGCAUUACAAGAAUUAAAUGACGUUGUUGCAAUGCGCAAACGAGCAGCCAAUCUAUUAUCUAUCAGUGAAUUGUAUAAAAUAGAAGAUCAGAUUGUUGAUCAGGUUUUUGAAGCAUUAGGCGAAUUAUAUUUUAAUCAACUUCGACCUUUUCUUCGUAUGCGAGAACUUUCUUUACAACGCAUUGAUCAACUCGAUUCGAUUAUCGAAUGCAAGCAUUUUGGACCAAAAAUCAAACGACAAGCUGAAAUGGAUCAUAAUGAACAUCGAGAAUAUCUGCUAUCUGCAACCAGUGCUAUACAGCAGCUAUAUGUAGAUUAUUAUGGUCGCAUGGUUGGUAUUCUUGCUGGUCAAGUUGCUAGAGCUGUAGCAGACCAAAAACGAUAUGGCCGCAAUGCCAUCGAACGCACUGGUGCCAACAAUCGUUUAGAUCGAUUACGCCGUCAGGUGUGCUUAAAACGAAUUGAACAUCUUAACUGCCGCAAAUCGAUAUUGGAAACAAGCGGUUCUGAUAAGCAACAAUUAUUUCAAUUACGUCUAGAGAUUCUAGUCGAGCGCCAAUCUUCACUGCGACUAGAUUUGGCUCAACUUCUCGCCAAAGGCCAGUCAUCAAAUUUUGAUGCAAUCGAUUUCUACGAUGCAGUAGAAUCACCUGAACAUUUCGAUGUGAUCGACAAACAAUUGUCAGCCCAAAGUGAAAUGGUUCGAACUGAAAUCGGUCGAAUUAAAGAAAAAAUGGCUCGUAAUGCUCAACAACAAGCUCGACUUCGUUUGGAACUAGCUAAACUACAAAUCAAGUCUAACGAUCAACUUAAUCAGCCUUUAUCAUCAUCUCGUGACGAUAAAACUAAACUUAAGCGAUUUCGUCGUGAAACACUUAUUCGUCUGAAACGAUUUCGUGUGAAACAAAUGCUUUACGAGCAACAACAUGACAAACAAUCUGAUUCAGAAGAAGAAUUCCAGGACUGUAUUGACGACACUGUGCAAUCAAUGACUAAAUCAAUUGAGCCAACAAGCAAUUUAAACCGACAAACUGAACCAAUCCCAAUUCAAAAAGCACCAACGAUCGUUCCAUCAAUUGAUGUUCCUAUUUCUGCCAUUCCUCCGCCUCCGCCACCACCACCUCCUCCAUUGUUCGAUUUGAGCAUCAAACCUGUAGUUUUACACAAGUCUCCUUCACGAUCGUCAGCCAAACCACAGAAUUCAAAUGCACCAGCCACAAUUAGUCUUGAUGAAAUUUUAAAGAUGCGACAAAAACUUCGUCCUGCUCAAGAUAGUGCCAGUUCACCUUCUAAUAAAGAUCGAGCUACAAGUUGUAAUCAUUUCGAGAAUUUAUUAAAAUCGACUUUAAGACAGAUUCGAACGGUAGUUGAAGAUGAUAGUAUAUCUGAUCAAGAUUCUGAUGACAAUUCAUUCAACGAUUAAUAAUAAAAAUUGGUUUCAACUUAUUACAUCAUUAUUUCAUCAUCAACCUUGAUGUUUUAGUUGGCGCCAAAACGAUUCGAAUGUUGGCCAUGCGUUUCGCUUGCAGCGCACUCUAUAACCAACAACAAUUAUCCACAGCGGCGGGAGGAUUGACA
Dermatophagoides pteronyssinus (European house dust mite) is the source of this 2332-nucleotide messenger RNA. RefSeq lists its product as uncharacterized. Gene Ontology annotation, molecular function: Arp2/3 complex binding. Gene Ontology annotation, cellular component: cytoplasm. The record is from RefSeq and is a predicted model, not a curated record. Gene Ontology annotation, biological process: Arp2/3 complex-mediated actin nucleation. Lineage: Eukaryota; Metazoa; Arthropoda; Arachnida; Sarcoptiformes; Pyroglyphidae.